Molecule: messenger RNA, 513 nt
Organism: Thelazia callipaeda (thelaziosis nematode)
Lineage: Eukaryota; Metazoa; Nematoda; Chromadorea; Rhabditida; Thelaziidae
Source: the annotation of a GenBank genome assembly
AUGGUUUCAUUAACAAAAACAUUCUGGCUGAUAUUCUUCUUAGAAUAUGUUAGCGUGUUAACAGAUCUUCCGGAACCUUUCAUAACUACGUCACUGAUCUGUUCUACUUAUCAAAAAAUAAAUGGACGUGAAACUAAACGUCAUAUGGAUGACUGCAUGUUUGGCAAUACUUGUUGCUAUUCAACCGAAUAUAUUAAUACAAAAACCAAAAGGGAAGUUGAAUCAGGCGGUUGUGAAGACGAGUAUCGUUUUAUGAUAGGAACGCAUCCGAUCUUUGGCAGUUUGCUUCCUGUCACUACGAGUUACAUUUGCGAAGCUGGUACGUGUAUAGAACAAACCACGUCAGAUGGAGUAGCACGCUUAUGCGCUUGCAAUGAAAAUAAUUGCAAUGAGAAAGGUAUCAAUGAUGUUAUCAGAAAUUACCGAGAACGAGUUCGGAAAGGACUUGUAAAGAGACCUCCCGAUUAUGGCAAAAUUCUGGAGCAAACCAUGCAAAUUCUUUUGGACGGAUAA